Populus trichocarpa (black cottonwood) is the source of this 1097-nucleotide messenger RNA. Its product is annotated as 40S ribosomal protein S2-3. Bases 74 to 904 code for a protein of 276 amino acids. Gene Ontology annotation, biological process: translation. The transcript has 2 exons. Gene Ontology annotation, cellular component: ribosome; cytosolic small ribosomal subunit. Lineage: Eukaryota; Viridiplantae; Streptophyta; Magnoliopsida; Malpighiales; Salicaceae. The record is from RefSeq and is a predicted model, not a curated record. Gene Ontology annotation, molecular function: structural constituent of ribosome; RNA binding.
UUCAACACUCCUUCUACAUCUGCGCCUCUCUCUCAAAACCCUAAUCUCUCACAUUUCAACAAAACCAGCAGCCAUGGAAGAGCGCCCCCCUGCAGAACGUGGAUCCUUCGGUCGUGGCUUCGGUGGACGUGGAGACCGGGGAGGCCGAGGUGGACGUGGAGAUCGCGGUGGACGAGGCCGACGCCGCUCUGGCCGCAAAGAGGAGGAAGAGAAAUGGGUACCAGUCACAAAACUAGGCCGCCUUGUAAAAGAUGGCAAAAUCUCCUCCGUGGAGCAAAUCUACCUCCACUCACUACCCAUCAAAGAGUACCAAAUCAUAGACACCCUUAUUGGUCCUAUCUUGAAAGAUGAGGUGAUGAAAAUCACCCCAGUUCAGAAACAAACAAGAGCCGGUCAGCGAACCAGGUUCAAGGCCUUUGUUGUUGUUGGUGAUGGGAAUGGACAUGUUGGUUUGGGUGUGAAGUGUGCUAAAGAAGUGGCCACUGCCAUUCGUGGGGCUAUUAUUUUGGCAAAACUCUCUAUUAUUCCGGUGAGGAGAGGGUACUGGGGGAACAAGAUCGGAAAGCCACAUACUGUGCCUUGUAAGGUUACAGGGAAGUGUGGCAGUGUGACUGUGAGAAUGGUCCCCGCCCCUCGUGGAGCUGGGAUUGUUGCUGCCAGGGUUCCUAAGAAGGUGCUUCAGUUUGCUGGAAUUGAUGAUGUUUUUACAUCUUCCAGAGGAUCUACUAAGACUCUUGGAAACUUUGUUAAGGCCACAUUUGACUGCUUGCUGAAGACUUAUGGGUUCCUUACACCUGACUUCUGGAAGGAGACUCGCUUCAUAAGGUCACCAUUCCAAGAGUACACAGAUCUGUUGGCAAAACCCACUAGCAAGGUUCUCAUCACUGAGGUUCAUGAAGAUUGAUUCUCAUGCUGCCUGGGAUGCCAUGGAAGAUUAUUACAAGACAAUGUUUUUCCCUAGUAUAGGCUGUAGUCAAAAGAUGAUUAUUGUAUUCCCUGAGGAUAGCCAUGUUUGUUUUGGAUUCCUUUCCAAGUUUUGAUUCGGAUUUUUUAAAUGUUAUUUUGGAUGGAUUUGCAAUAUUAUGCAUGUUUUAAUA